AUGCCCGAUAAUAAGGGAAAGAAGGUUGCUUUGGUUACUUCUUCUUCUACUGGAAAGUCCAAGAAGAAGAAGGGCGAUAAAAAAAAGAAACCUUUUGUCCUUUGUCCAUCUAACAAGAUUGGCAAGAACCAAUCCAAGAAGAAGAAAACUAAAGAUGUUCUAGAAAAGGGAAAGUGUUUCCACUGUCAGAAAGAAGGCCACUGGAAGAGAAAUUGCCCUAAGUAUUUAGUAGCUCUAAAAGAUAAGAAGGAUAAACCUUUUGACGCUUGGGUUUUAGAUAGUGGUGCAAGUUCUCACAUAUGCUUUGAUGUUCAAAAACUGGCAAGCAAUGAGUGGUUGGACUCACAUGAUGCUAGACUCAGACUUGGCAAUGGAGCAACUGUUACAGCCUUAGCCAUUGGGUCUAAAUAUUUGCAUCUAAAUGGACACAUUUUGUAUCUUGAUCAUGUGUUAGUUGUGAUAAGCAGAGAUGCUAUCUUUCUUAAAAAAGGGUUUAUUCAAGAAGGUGGUAAAAGAAAGCAGAUAGAAUUGGAAUUAGAGAAUUUUGAUCAACCAACAGACCAAAUGGAUAUAGAUCCAUCCAGUCAGCCUUAG
Molecule: messenger RNA, 594 nt
Organism: Hevea brasiliensis (rubber tree)
Lineage: Eukaryota; Viridiplantae; Streptophyta; Magnoliopsida; Malpighiales; Euphorbiaceae
Exons: 3
Coding region: 1-594 (197 amino acids)
Molecular function (GO): zinc ion binding; nucleic acid binding
Source: RefSeq, a predicted model, not a curated record